Messenger RNA from Penicillium griseofulvum, 1566 nucleotides. RefSeq names its product cytochrome P450. The record is from RefSeq and is a predicted model, not a curated record. The transcript has 5 exons. The coding region runs from base 1 to 1566 and encodes 521 amino acids. Gene Ontology annotation, molecular function: oxidoreductase activity, acting on paired donors, with incorporation or reduction of molecular oxygen; heme binding; monooxygenase activity. NCBI's taxonomy places the organism in Eukaryota, Fungi, Ascomycota, Eurotiomycetes, Eurotiales, Aspergillaceae.
AUGGAACUGUGGAAAGCUAUUACCGCACAGCCCAUUGUGGCCAUCGCCGUGGCUGGAGUGAUCUAUACAGUGUCAUUGGCAGCAUAUCGGCUAUGGCUUUCACCACUCGCUCCUUUCCCUGGACCAAAGUUGGCCGCUCUGACAAUGUGGUACGAGUUCUAUUACGAUUCCUUCCUCGGAGGCCAGUACACCUUUCGAAUCGCUGAGAUGCAUCGCAAAUACGGCCCGAUUGUGAGAAUUAGUCCAUUUGAAUUACACAUCGACGAUCCAGAUUACUAUGAAAUCUUAUACUCUCGAGACAAACCCAUGAACAAAUCGAUACUUUUGACUGGGAUGUUUGGGGCACCGGCAUCUGCUUUCGGGACAGUCGAUCACCACCGUCAUCGGAUACGCCGACAACCUAUGAACCCAUUCUUUUCUCAGCAGCGGAUUCGACAAUUGGAGCCUGUGAUCCGGAAAAUGGUCGACAAGCUAUGCAAAGGAAUGGGAGACUGGAAGGAGAGAAAUACACCGCUGCAUGUUUAUCAUGCGUUCAAUGCCUACACAACGGACGUGGUUGUAGAGUAUACUAUGGGUCAAUCGUUCCAUUAUUUGGAUGACCCGGAAUUCACACCGCAGUGGUCGAAAACAAUUGGGGCGAUUGUUGAAGUUGGAAUGCAACUCAAACAGUUUCGCUGGGUCUUUGCCUUGUUUGAGCUGCUUCCACGGUGGCUAGUUUUGAUUCUCAAUCCUCACGUCGGCCCAGUAAUUGAUCAGAGAAUCGAAAGUUUGCGGCUAGCGAAUUUGGUCAUUGAUAGUCAGGCUGCUGGCGGGAACCCGACAGAUGAGAAGGCUACCGUGCCGAAAGGUACAUUGUUUCAUGCGCUGCUCGAUAGCAAACUUCCCCCAGAGGAGAAGGCCGCUGGCCGCCUCAGUCAAGAGGUUUUCACUGUCAUCUCAGCUGGAGGCGAAACAACUGCGAAGAAUUUGACGACACUCACCUUCCAUCUACUUGAUAACCCCGACAAGCUACAAAAGCUACGUGACGAGCUCAACCGACUCGAUCCCGAUCGAACAGCAACUUUGGUAGAGUACGAGGCAAUGCCGUACCUGACAUCCGUUAUGCUGGAGGGUCUAAGAAUCACAAACGCCGUAUCAUCAAGGCUUCAACGCAGCUCCCCAGAUCAAGCUAUGACUUACAAGGACUGGGUAAUUCCUCCUGGUACACAUGUGGGAAUGACCAGCCUAUUUAUGCACCACAAUGAGGAUAUCUUCCCAGACUCGCAAAGCUUCAUCCCAGAGCGAUGGAUGGACCCAGCGCAGAGGAAAGCUCUCGAGAAGUAUCUAGUUGCUUUUAGCAAGGGAUCAAGGCAGUGCAUUGGCAUCCCUCUCGCGCGGGCGGUGAUUCUUUUAGGAAUCGCCACCAUUUUCCGGGAGUUCGAUUUGGAGCUCUACGAGACUACAGUAGACGACGUUCGAAUCGUACGCGACAUGUUUGUUGGUCACCCGCGAAAGGAAAGUCAGAGCGUUCGGGUUAUGGUACAUGAUCGAAAUGGACAUACUGGGCAGAGUGACAAGUCACUAUAA